Ipomoea triloba (trilobed morning glory) is the source of this 1776-nucleotide messenger RNA. Its product is annotated as scopoletin glucosyltransferase-like. The record is from RefSeq and is a predicted model, not a curated record. Bases 192 to 1634 code for a protein of 480 amino acids. Gene Ontology annotation, molecular function: UDP-glycosyltransferase activity. Lineage: Eukaryota; Viridiplantae; Streptophyta; Magnoliopsida; Solanales; Convolvulaceae. The transcript has a single exon.
CCUUCCCUUCCCAUCCCAUGGUUCUAGAAAACCCCACACGUUUAAAUAGUACGUGAUGCACUAAAAAAGCAUUCUCGUACUGAUUCUUAUCUGUUGUGGAUCAACAAGAGAUCAGAGCAUCGGAAUUUUUCCGCCAUUGAUUGAGAGAAACAGAGUUCCAAGCUUUCAACUUUUGUGUUUAGAGUUGUGCAAUGGAUCAGGUUCAUAUUUUCUUCUUUCCUAUGAUGGCUCAUGGGCAUAUGAUCCCCACUUUAGACAUGGCGAAGCUGUUUGUAUACCGCGGCGCUAGAGCCACGGUGAUCACCACCCCUCUCAACGUCCCCUACCUCACCAAAGCCAUCCAAAAAAUCAACCAUCUGGGCAUCGAGAUCGCCGUCCGGGCGAUCACGUUCCCGGCGGCGGAGGCCGGGCUGCCGGACGGGUGCGAGAGGAUGGACCAGCUAAGCUCCGACGAUUUAGUCCCCAAAUUCUUCAAAGCCACCGCCCUGCUUCAAGAGCCGCUGGAGAAUCUCCUGCAAGAGUGCCGCCCCAACGCCCUCGUCGCCGACAUGUUCUUCCCGUGGGCCACGGACGCUGCCGCGAAAUUCGGGAUCCCCAGAUUGGUGUUCCACGGAAUAGGGUACUUCGCCCUCUGCGCCACGGAGAACGUGCGGGCCUACAAACCGCACAAGAAUGUUUCCUCGGACUUGGAGCCUUUCCUCGUCCCGGGUCUCCCGCACGAAAUCUAUCUCACGAGAUCCCAGUUGUCCCUCCACGAUCGCGAGGAUUCUGAGACGUAUAUGACGAAAUUGCUUCGAGAAGUCAAGGAAUCGGAGUCCAGAAGCUAUGGAGUGAUCGUGAAUAGCGUGUACGAGCUAGAGCCCGAGUAUGCCGAGUACUAUACCAAAGUAUUAGGGAAAAGAGCGUGGCACAUUGGCCCUCUUCUCCUCUGCAACACAAAAAUCGAAGAGAAAGCCCGAAGAGAAAAACGAACAACAUUAUCACCGCCAUCUAGCGAAGAACGACACGAGAUCUUGAAAUGGCUCGACACCAAGAAACCCAGCUCGGUAAUCUACGUAUGUUUCGGAAGCAUGUCCCACUUCAUUCCCUCCCAACUCCACGAAAUCGCGGUCGGCCUAGAGGCAUCAGGGCAGCAGUUCAUCUGGGUGGUACGUAAGGACGACAAAGACCAAGAAAACGAGGAAUGGCUGCCGGAAGGGUACGAGGAGAGGGUACGAGGGAAAGGCAUGAUCGUCCGAGGGUGGGCCCCGCAAGUGCUGAUUCUCGACCACGAAGCCACGGGAGCGUUCGUGACCCACUGCGGGUGGAACUCGACUCUGGAAGGAAUAUGCGCCGGGGUGCCAAUGGUGACGUGGCCGAUGUUCGCGGAGCAAUUCUAUAACGAGAAACUGCUGACUACAGUUUUGAAGGUGGGGGUUGAGGUUGGGGCGAAGCAGUGGAGCAGAGUGACGGCGGAUGUGAAGGGGGAAGCGGUGGCGCAGGCGGUGGUGAGAGUGAUGGUGGGUGAGGAAGCGGAGGGGUUUAGGAGUCGAGCGAGAAGCCUCAAGGAGAAAGCACUGAACGCCAUUGAGCCAGGCGGGUCGUCUUACUCUGCUCUAAACGCCCUGUUGAAGGAGUUGAGCACAGCAAAAUAGACAGCUACAAUAUCUGUCUUUGUUUGUCUAGUGUUGAAGUAUUCUACAAAACCUUGUACUCGGGGAUGUAUCUUUGUUUUAAUUAUUCUAGUGUUUGGAAAUUAUUAAGCAUAUGCAUCUAUCAAGCAACUGCUUUUUCAUU